AUGGGUAGAGGUUACGAGGCUUCAGCGGCACACCCCCUUUGUUUGUUUGGCGUCGAAGGCAUUCUGAAAGAGGAUUUGAUCUCGUCCGACUUGGCUCUUAGUCUUCUCAGCUCUCAUCUUACAUCAAUGCAGUGUAGUCAAGAUAAAGCUAUCAGGGCAAAGUCUCUCAAGAUUUUACGUCAGUUGGAGAGGCUUGAAGCAGACACCAGUCUAGAUCAGCCACUGAUACCGGAGAGCCAGAUCAUCUUCCAGUCAGUAUUAGAAGCUGCUGAGGCUGAAAUACCAGCAUCCUCGGCUAACACAACUCCAGUAAAAACUGUUCUGCCAAGAGAUGCCUUUUCUUCCUCAGACGGAGCACCAAAAUCAUCUGGAGGAUCUUUGUUCAGUGGUAUGACCAUAGCGACCAGAUCGCCAGUAGCUCCUGGAGGGAAGACCUCAACAGGGAUGUCUUCGAGUUCUGCCAGUAGGCACAAGGAAGCUAAAGAAGGACAUUCAGUAGCUGAUCUGCUAAUAGACACCCAGUUCAUGUCAAAGUCAGACUCGUCAGAAACAAACUUACUCCUUUCUGACACUAAGCCAAGUUCAGUAACAAAUAAUCGAACAGAAGGAGAGUUCACACAGGUAAUGAGUGCACCUGCUGCUUAUAGCUUAAGUAAUGUAAACCCUGCAGCAACACCAGUACACCAGAAAUCUGUUGAUCCAGAGGCAUCUCAGCACAGUAGGAUGGAUCCUAUAAUAUCCAGAGAGGCAGGGUUCGCUGACCUGUGGAACACGGUGUCCCCCAAGGAAGCAUCUUCUGACCCAAAGGCUUCAUCAAACCAAGUUCUCUCACAGCUCAGUACAGCAACGCCACAGGUUGAUAUGCCUUCACAACAUCCUCAUCCUAGCAUGACCUUACAACAGCCAGUCAUGUCAGCACAGCAUAUUUCCCAGAUGUACCCUCAGCUAUCAUCGAUCACCCUGAGUGGGAUGACCUCGACACCGAUCAAUCUUGCCAAAAAACCAACCACGGGGUUUGGAUUUGUUGUGGACAAUGAUGAUGAGAAGCAGAAAGCAGGAGCAAGUAGAGAUGCCUUUAGUUUCAUCCAAGAAGCAAUGAAAAAUAGCAAAUCAUGAUGACUAAUUAAAGAGGAAAUUAACCUCGCAUGUGAUACCCUUACAUGUAGAGACAACUGUAGUGAUUGGCCUCCUAUCAGUUUAGAAUAUAAGCCCCUUAAAAACAGUUUGAACACUCAAGUUGAAUCAAUUAUUUUUAGCUCUCUCGUCGUGGCAUAAUUAAUCAUCACUUGAUUAUUAUCAUUAGAAAUUGUGUCUAUUCCUCUUAAAAAUGACGCCAUAUCUUAACAAUUUUCCAGCCAGAGAGUGAGUAGCACAACAUAAUAUAGGGCGGGGUAAAGAGGUGAUCACUGCAUGGUAUUGGUAUGCAUAGCACUCUUUUUUUCUUUGACACAAGUGUGAUUUUUGUUAAUGACAUUGAAGCUUUUGUUUCCCAACUGGUCAUCCUUGAAUGGCAAAUUCUGAAGAAUCUGAUAUUGAAAUUCAUGCAUUAUGGUGACAUGUCAGGCAAGAUUCAAUUUACUGAUUGGUGAUCAACUUUCUGAGUGUACAAUACAUAUGGGGUGCAGUACCUUUUCGGGUCAAAAUUGUGUAAAUCUGAUAUGAAAAAUCUGGUAUUAAAAAAUGUGCCAGACUCUAUGCGAUAAAGUCACGAAAGCUUGCAGCAAAAAAAAAACCUCAAUCGUAUCAUGGCAAGGGGUAGGGGGUGGAAUCUGCCUCCCUCAUCCCUUUUAGUUUAACAGGGGAAGUCCACCCUGAUAUUUUUUUUGGUUUUGAUAAAAGCAGAAAAAUGAGAGAGGCAAAUUAGUGGAAGUUUGAGCAAAAUUCAAUUAAAAUAGGAAAGUUAUGAAUUUUGAAUUUGUUAUCAGUUACGUAUUUUGCGAGCUCCUCUCCAAUUUUCUCUAUACAGAAAAUUUUAUAAACUUAAUUUCCUUAGAUAUUGGUGACAGAAUGAAUUUUCUCAUAUAGGGGAUGUAUAAAAACGUAUGUGAGAUAAUUUUAUUUAGGGUUAAUGACUGAUUUAAAAUUUUCAUGAGGGAAACUAGACAUUUUUUAAAGUGUUAUAGUACUGGGAAAAUGGGAGGGGAGCUCGCAAAGAUUUGUCACAGAGUUGCCAAUUUUGAUUUGAUUGAUCACACCUUCAAAAAUUCAUAGCAUUCUAAUUUUUAAUCAGUUUUGGCUCAAGCUUUUACUGAGCGGUUUCUCUCAUUUUUCUGCUUUUAUUAAAACCAACUUAAUAACAGGGUAGACUUUCCCUUUAGGUUAGUGUUAAGCAUGUUCACACCCGUAAAAAGAUGAGGGUAAAAAUGCUGUUAGCACCUUGGUCAGUUACAUUUACGUUGUGACCCAAAAAAGCUUUAUGAGAAACCAUUGUUAUUGUUAAUCAGGUAGGCCUAGUUGUAUUUCCAUUCAUCUCUUUCAAGCAUCUCAUUUAUUAUUUGUCUUUCCAAAUGUCUGUUUUUCUGCAAUGUUUGUUUGGUGGGGGGGGGGGGGGGGUUCUUGGUCACAAUGGUUCACGCCUUUCCACAAUAGUAAAUAUCUCUUUUGUGUAUAAAAGCAUGAUUGCCUUUUAACAAGUGCAAUAAAGUAAAUCCAACAUUA
This is a messenger RNA of Strongylocentrotus purpuratus (purple sea urchin), 2658 nucleotides long. Its product is annotated as putative GPI-anchored protein pfl2. The record is from RefSeq and is a predicted model, not a curated record. Bases 1 to 1116 code for a protein of 371 amino acids. Lineage: Eukaryota; Metazoa; Echinodermata; Echinoidea; Camarodonta; Strongylocentrotidae. The transcript has 3 exons.